Molecule: messenger RNA, 2296 nt
Organism: Coregonus sp. 'balchen'
Lineage: Eukaryota; Metazoa; Chordata; Actinopteri; Salmoniformes; Salmonidae
Source: the annotation of a GenBank genome assembly
UGGGUGACAGCCACCGACCUGCUGAUCUCUCUGGAUAGGCUCAACACUUUUGGAGACGAGUUCUUCAAGGACGCCAAGGUGCUGCGAUCCUACUUCUACGCCAUCUCUGAUUUCUCUGUGGGAGCCAGGUAACACACACCUGACAUCUGAUUGGUCCUCAGAGGCCUUUGUCUGUAAUCGUGGAUACUCCCUCCAAAAACUUCAAAGAGAGACAAAACGAUCACGCCUUUCCUUCACUCUUCUCUACUUCUUUCUCUUUCUCAAUCCACCGGGGAUUGUGGUCACUGCUGGAGCUCGACAUUAGCCAAAAAGCCUAGGAGGGAGGGAGGGAGGGAGAGAGAGAGAGAGGAUGUUUGCUGUGUAGUUUUGAUUUAUCUUUGUUUUGUUUGCUCCUUUCUCAGACAGACUCAACUAUGAAACAACAACCCAGCUUGGAAUAGUGGCCCAUUUGAUAGAUAAUAAAACACACAUGGCGAACAUUUCCUCCCUCUCUGUAUCCUGUUUACAUGAUGAACAGUCUCAGCGCAAGCCCUGCAUGGUCCAGGACAGGAGAUUGUUACAUAGAAACAUAGCCUCUGUCCCUGUCUCUUUUCUGUCUCUGUUCCUCUGGUCCCUAGACCUGGGUUCAAAUACUAUUUGAAAUAAUUCCAAAACUGAAAACCCGGCCCCAUGUCUGCUGGUCCCUGGGCUUAUUACUCACAGUAAUGAGAAGGAACAACAAAAAGAGGGCAGAACAGACAGGAUGUCAAUAGGCACGGCAGGAUAACAUGGACGUUAUUAAGUAAUUGAAAUGAAGCCUUCACCCACUGCUUCAACAGGAUCUGACACCUGUCAUAAGUGGUUAUGAUCACAGCGAGGCGUGACAAUCUGACAAAUGACCCAACAAUGUCACCAUGACACCUGAGGGAACGGCGAGGGGCAAUCUGACCACUUGUUUGGUUAGCGUAGUAUACUUAGCUUAGCUCAUUGGAUUGGCCAUAGCAGUGCUAGCACUUGGCCAAUUCUCACACUAAAUGAAUGGACACAAUAAGUGCCAGGGUACGUCAAUGUGUUGGCUUUAAUGUUCAGCUAGUGGAAUAUAAUAACUCAAAAUAGUAAAAAGAAAUGAUCCAGAACUGAUGGAGUACUGAGCUGCUAUUUGAUCUAUAUCUGUGCCAUAUUCAUUAUUGUGGUUGUCAAGUUUUCCUCAGUCUGCUAAUAGAGACAUCUGAUUUGGUGGUUGGGGGCACUUUUCACUUCCUGGCUCACAACUUCCUUGUCACAACAACAACAACAACAACAGAAACAGAAAUAACUGAUUCGGAGCCGUUAGCAUAACGAGUCUGGAUCUGGGACAGCUGGCUAAAUCUGACAGGGACAGGCACAGUGUUGAGCUCCCCUCUCCCUCCACAGAACCAAUAACAGAGAAUGAGUUCCAAAUGGCACCCUACUCCCUAAUUCAUGCAUUACGUUUUACCAGGACCCAUAGCGCUCUAGUCAAAAGUAUUGCACUAUAUGAUAGGGAAUAGGGUUGCCAUUCAGGACGCAGAUAAGCACUCAACAGAACCAAUGAAAGAGUGUACAUAAUAAGGAGAAUCAGACACUAUCAUCCUCGCUGUGUCACAAUAAAGAUAUGGCCUGAGAUAACAGCUAUUAGCAAUACAUUCCCGAUCAUUAAAUUACCAUGGAUAAAUUGUGUCUUCUAGUCACAGGAAAUUGUAUUUUCUCGAUUGGUUGGAAAGGAGAGGUAUAACUUGAUGUGUAGUUGUUUAUGCUUAGGGACAGCUUGUGCAGAUGAGAGUUGAACACACAGGGGAGUUGAGCAGUGCAGAGCAGUAGCCACUGAAGGGGAUAAAAUCUCCACCUUAUCCCAGGCGAUGUAUCUGUAACUGAGGGUAAUGGGAAGUGACAAGUCCUCACAGUGAAAAAACCUUCUCAUUUUAAACCUAUUCUCCACCACUCUGUCCUAUUCUCUAUUAAUUUCCCUCAGUGUAUAUGUGUGGGCGUGCGAGCAAGCGAGCGUGCAUAAAUGCGUGCGUGUGUCCUCUGCAUGCAUGUGUGUGCAUGCGUAUGAGUGUGUGUCCAUACAAGUGUGUGUAUAUUUGUAAAUGUGUCUGCGUGCACACACACCUCUCCAUCUUUAUCCCGCAGGUGUAAGUGUAAUGGCCAUGGCAGUGAGUGUGUGUUGGACGAGCAGGGGGCUCUGGUGUGUGACUGCCAGCAUCACACAGCUGGGGUGGACUGCCAGAAGUGUCAUCCGUUCUAUCAGGACAGGCCAUGGGCAAGGGCCACCGGAGACUCUGCCAACCAGUGUAUG